AUGAAACAUCCAAUUUUCUUUCUAUUCUUUGUGUUGAUUACAACUUCAGUAACUAUUGCUAGAUCAAGUAAACGACUCAAAUUUUAUCGAUGUGGUAAUUAUCCCAUACCAACUGGACACGUAUCCAUGUCACCCAAUCCCAUUGUUUCAGGCCAACAUGUUACUUUUAACAUUUCCGGAACCGCAACUUCCGACUUUACCGACACUGCUACUGUUAACGUUUUUAUUUCGAAUCAGACAUACGGAGCCAACUUUUGUAAACUCUAUAAAAAAUGUCCCGUCAAAGAAGACACUAAGUUUGACAUCUCGUACACAUUUAAACCGGCGCCUGCGAACUAUGAUGAAAUUACCAUCGAAAUAGACGACUGGAGCAGACUGUAUUGCGCUACAAGCGUCCCGCCACCAUAA
Molecule: messenger RNA, 408 nt
Organism: Paraglomus occultum
Lineage: Eukaryota; Fungi; Glomeromycota; Glomeromycetes; Paraglomerales; Paraglomeraceae
Source: the annotation of a GenBank genome assembly